Messenger RNA from Poeciliopsis prolifica (blackstripe livebearer), 1165 nucleotides. Its product is annotated as calcium-binding protein 2. Gene Ontology annotation, molecular function: calcium ion binding. Lineage: Eukaryota; Metazoa; Chordata; Actinopteri; Cyprinodontiformes; Poeciliidae. The coding region runs from base 159 to 833 and encodes 224 amino acids. The transcript is spliced from 8 exons. The record is from RefSeq and is a predicted model, not a curated record.
AGCCUCUCUAAAGGUGACAGGGCAUGGAGAAGGACAGAAAUCAUGUCUGACAGGAGUCUCUGAAAUCAUUUACGACCAAGACGGACCGUGAAGCGCUCUGCUCCUGCAUCUCAACUUCCUGUCGUUUUCCCGGCACUUAGGUUGGAGAUUCGACAAGCAUGUCCAAAGCAGCAGACAGGACCUCUUCCACAACGUCCGCCGAUUCAGCCUUAGGAGACGGCAAAGAUGGUGGCUCGAAAACUAGCACAGCCACAAACUCCCCAUCGGGUUCAGUUUCUGAGACACCAAAGAAAUCCUCAAAGAAGGCCAAGAAAAACACAGAGAGCAUGAACAAAGUCUACAACUCCAUCCUCAACAGUGUUUUUGGGGCCGACAGAGACCUGGCUCAAGCUGAAAUAGACGAGCUGCAAGAAGCCUUCAAGGAGUUUGACUACGACCAGGACGGCUAUCUGAACUACAAAGAUGUGGCUGAAUGCAUGAGGACCAUGGGAUACAUGCCCACCGAGAUGGAGCUGCUGGAGAUCGUACAACAGAUCAAGAUGAGAAUGGGCGGGUUAAUGGACUUUGAAGAUUUUAUUGAAUUGAUGGGACCGAGGAUGAUGGGAGAAACCACAAACAUGCUGGGACUCAAGGAACUCCAGUCAGCCUUUGUACAGUUUGACUUGGAUGGAGAUGGAAAGAUAAACCAGGAAGAGAUGAAAGAAGCUCUGAAAAGCCUUCUGGGGGAGAAGCUGAAGAAGGGAGAGCUGGAGGAGAUCCUGAAGGAGCUGGACGUUAAUGCAGACGGAAGCAUCGACUUUGAAGAGUUUGUGAUGAUGCUUUCUAUUCACUGAAAUCACAUAGCAAUAACAUCUACCUGGGCGUAUGACAAGCACAGACGGACAAAAUUGUAUUAAAUAAACCGAUAUUUUGUAAAUCUCACUUCAACGAAGACAAAUCCAGCCGUUUUCAAACACAAUUUUGUUUGUAAUGUGGACGUAGACUUUUAGUGUCCAUCUACUGAGCUGUAAAAAAAAAAACCCUAUUAACUGAUUUGAUUUGCAUUUAAAGCUGAACAUGCUGACUGGUAUUUCAGAAAGUGACUGAGUUUGUCAUUUUGUCCUGUUAUGUAAAUAGAACAUUAUAAUCCCUUUUUUGCUAUUUUAAUAAAUAAAUUCAAAUACAA